Pelodiscus sinensis (Chinese soft-shelled turtle) is the source of this 4747-nucleotide messenger RNA. Lineage: Eukaryota; Metazoa; Chordata; Testudines; Trionychidae. The record is from RefSeq and is a predicted model, not a curated record.
CCCCGGCUACCGGCUCAGCGCCCUCAUCGACUUCCUGCUGCACCGGACCUACGCGGAGCUGACGGUGUUGGCAGACCUACUACCAAGAAAGACUGACAUGGAAAGAAAAAUAGAAAUAGUGCAGUUUGCAAGCCGCACACGUCAACUGUUCGUUAGAUUAUUAGCCUUAGUAAAAUGGGCUAACAAUGCUGGGAAAGUGGAAAAAUGUGCGAUGAUAUCAAGUUUUCUAGAUCAACAAGCUAUCCUAUUUGUGGACACUGCCGAUCGUUUAGCAUCACUAGCUAGAGAUGCUUUGGUUCAUGCUCGCCUGCCCAGUUUUGCUAUCCCAUAUGCUAUUGAUGUGUUGACAACUGGGUCAUAUCCACGUCUGCCAACAUGUAUAAGGGAUAAAAUAAUUCCUCCUGACCCAAUAACAAAAACCGAAAAGCAAACCACACUUCAUCAGUUAAACCAGAUUCUUCGACAUCGACUAGUGACUACAGAUCUUCCUCCACAAUUGGCAAAUCUUACAGUUGCUAAUGGCCGUGUGAAAUUUCGAGUUGAGGGAGAGUUUGAAGCUACCUUGACAGUGAUGGGAGAUGACCCUGAUGUUCCAUGGCGCCUCCUCAAACUAGAAAUUUUGGUUGAGGACAAAGAGACCGGAGAUGGCCGAGCUUUGGUUCAUAGUAUGCAGAUAAGCUUCAUUCAUCAGUUGGUCCAGUCUCGACUCUUUGCUGAUGAGAAACCACUUCAGGACAUGUAUAACUGCCUACACUCCUUCUGCUUAUCACUUCAGUUAGAGGUUUUGCAUUCACAAACACUAAUGCUGAUACGGGAACGGUGGGGUGACCUUGUGCAAGUGGAGCGAUAUCAUGCAGGGAAGUGUCUCUCGCUUUCUGUUUGGAACCAACAGGUAGUUGGGAGAAAAACAGGGACUGCAUCUCUUCACAAGGUCACGAUUAAAAUUGAUGAGAACGAUGUCUCAAAACCCUUGCAAAUUUCCCAUGAACCUCCCCUGCCAGCUUCUGAUUCCAAAUUAAUGGAAAGAGCCAUGAAGAUUGACCACUUAUCAAUAGAAAAACUUUUAAUAGACAGCGUGCAUGCAAGAUCUCAUCAGAAACUUCAGGAGCUGAAAGCCAUCCUUAAGAGCUACAAUGUUAAUGAUAACUCAUUCAUUGAGACUGCUCUUCCAACUCUUGUUGUUCCAAUUUUGGAGCCAUGUGGUCGAUCAGAGUGUCUCCACGUUUUUGUAGAUCUUCAUUCUGGAAUGUUCCAACUAAUGCUUUAUGGACUCGAUCAGCUGACAUUGGAUGACAUAGAGAAGUCUGUCAAUGAUGACAUGAAACGCAUUAUCCCUUGGCUUCAGCAGCUCAAGUUUUGGCUUGGACAGCAGCGAUGCAAACAGUCUAUAAAACAUCUGCCUACAGUAACCAGUGAAACAUUGCAGCUAGCUAAUUAUGCAAGCCAUCCCGUUGGAAACCUUUCCAAGCACAAACUGUUUAUCAAACUCACUCGCCUUCCACAGUACUACAUUGUGGUAGAAAUGUUUGAAGUUCCUGGCAACCCUACAGAACUGGAAUACAAGAAUUAUUUUCUCUCUGUGAGCUAUCCUGAAGGAGAUGACUGCCCUGCUACUGCACUCUUACUACAGCAAUUCAAACCAAACAUUGAGGAGUUGGUACUAGAUAUAAAAAGUGGGAAACAAGCAAAAGGUGGUGCCAAGCGCAAGUUGUCUGGUGAUCCAUGUUCUGUAGAAUCUAAGAAACCAAAACGGUCUGGAGAAAUGUGUGCCUUCAAUAAAGUCCUAGCUCAUCUAGUAGCAAUGUGUGAUACAAAUAUGCCAUUUAUAGGACUUCGUAUGGAGUUAUCUAAUAUGGAGAUUCCACAUCAAGGAGUACAGGUAGAAGGAGAUGGCUUCAGCCAUGCUAUACGUUUAUUAAAAAUUCCUCCAUGUAAAGGUACAAGUGAAGAAACCCAGAAAGCUCUAGACCGGUCUCUUCUUGAUUGCACUUUCCGAUUGCAAGGUAGAAAUAACCGCACGUGGGUUGCUGAACUGAUAUUUGCAAAUUGUCCGCUUAACAGCACAUCUUCCAGAGAGCAAGGGCCAACCCGUCAUGUCUACCUGACUUACGAAAACCAAUUGUCUGAACCAGUCGGAGGUCGAAAAGUUGUUGAGAUGUUCCUCAAUGAUUGGAACAGUAUUGCUCGGCUAUAUGAAUGUGUACUGGAGUUUGCACGGUCUUUGCCAGAAAUACCCAACCACCUAAAUGUGUUCUCAGAGGUCCGAGUCUACAACUAUCGCAAGCUAAUCCUUUGUUAUGGAACUACCAAGGGAAGCUCAAUCAGUAUUCAGUGGAAUUCCAUACAUCAAAAAUUCCACAUAUCCUUGGGAACAGUUGGCCCAAAUUCAGGUUGCAGUAACUGUCAUAAUACUAUUCUACACCAACUCCAGGAGAUGUUCAAUAAAACACCAAAUGUGGUCCAGUUAUUACAGGUAUUGUUUGAUACUCAGGCUCCAUUAGUUGCCAUCAACAAACUUCCGACUGUGCCAAUGCUAGGGCUGACUCACCGCAUCAACAUUGCUUAUCAAUGUUUCUCAAUCCUGCCGCAGUCACCCACGCACAUCAGGCUGGCUUUUCGGAAUAUGUACUGCAUUGACAUCUACUGCCGGAGCCGUGGGGUGGUGGCAAUCCGUGACGGAGCAUAUAGCCUUUUUGACAAUAGUAAAAUUGUUGAAGGUUUUUAUCCUGCACCAGGUCUAAAGACAUUCCUGAACAUGUUUGUUGAUAGCAAUCAGGAUGCACGAAGACGAUCUGUAAAUGAGGAUGAUAAUCCUCCUUCUCCUAUUGGGGGAGACAUGAUGGAUUCAUUGAUAUCACAACUUCAACCCCAACAAUCACAGCAACAGCCAUUUGCAAAACAGGCAGGAGCAUCGGGAGCUUACCCUCUUACUUCACCACCCACAUCCUAUCACAACACAGUGACCCCAUCUCCUUCCAUGAUGCAUACACAGUCACCAGGAAAUCUUCAUGCUGCAAGCUCCCCUAGUGGUGCUUUGAGAGCUCCAUCACCAGCAUCAUUUGGGCCAACUCCUUCACCUUCCUCCCUUGGAAUAACAAUGGGACAAACAGCUAAUUUUGCCAGCCCACACGGUACCAUAGACCCUAGUUCACCGUACACAAUGAUGUCGCCUAGUCAGCGUGCAGGAAAUUGGCCGGGAUCUCCUCAAGUGUCUGGUCCCUCACCAGCAGCACGCAUGCCUGGAAUGUCACCAGCCAAUCCUUCUCUCCAUUCUCCGGUCCCAGAUGCCUCUCAUUCCCCACGAGCUGGAAGUUCCCAAACAAUGCCGACUAAUAUGCCUCCACCUCGUAAACUACCUCAACGCUCCUGGGCUGCAUCCAUCCCCACAAUCCUCACUCACAGUGCCUUGAAUAUUCUAUUGCUGCCGUCUCCUACUCCUGGGCUUGUACCAGGACUAGCAGGCAGCUAUCUUUGCUCCCCUCUAGAGCGAUUCCUUGGAUCAGUUAUUAUGAGGCGACACCUUCAGAGGAUCAUCCAGCAAGAAACGCUACAGCUAAUAAACUCCAAUGAACCAGGUGUAAUAAUGUUCAAGACAGAUGCACUGAAGUGCAGGGUUGCCCUGAAUCCAAAAACUAACCAGACUUUGCAGCUAAAAGUAACACCUGAAAAUGCAGGACAGUGGAAACCAGAGGAACUACAAGUUUUGGAGAAGUUCUUUGAAACAAGAGUUGCAGGACCACCAUUUAAAGCAAACACGCUAAUAGCCUUUACAAAACUACUAGGAGCUCCUACACAUAUCCUCAGGGACUGUGUGCACAUCAUGAAACUGGAGUUGUUCCCUGAUCAAGCAAGCCAAUUGAAAUGGAAUGUGCAGUUUUGUUUAACAAUUCCUCCCAGUGCCCCACCAAUUGCACCUCCAGGAACACCUGCUGUUGUGCUGAAAUCCAAAAUGUUGUUUUUUCUUCAGUUAACACAGAAAGCUACAGUCCCACAGGAAGCCGUUAGCAUUAUUGUCCCAAUCAUUUACGAUAUGGCUUCGGGUACAACGCAACAGGCAGACAUUCCCAGGCAGCAGAACUCUUCCGUUGCUGCUCCCAUGUUGGUUAGCAGUAUUCUAAAGAGGUUUGCAGAACUGAAUUCUCCACGACCAGGUGAAUGCACAAUAUUUGGAGCUGUACGUGAUUUAAUGGUUAAUCUUGCCCUGCCCCCUGGUGGGCGCCCAUAGACACUUUUAAAACAAGACUGAAAAACAAGAAACUAAGGAGCAAAAAAAUCAAUCUCUGAAGUAAAGACUUCAAUAAAAAUGGAGAAAAGGACAUUUUGACAUGUUAUGUUUUUUUAAAGAGCUAAAUAUAUUAAACUGGGAAACUUUCAGGGAUGCACUUUCAUCGAAUGAUCAACAUAACUUUUAUAUAGUGCUCUUGUAUAGUGUGUUUUAAUGGGAGACAUUUCUGACUAGGUAAUAGAUUAAAGUGUCAGCUUGCGGCUAAUAGAUUUAAUAUUCUGUUUUAUACUAAGAUUAUGAAAAUGCCAAACUUAUUUGUUUUUUUCUUAUGUUUUUGGUGUCAUAGAUUUGUUUUUUUUAAAGGCAGAUUUGUCAUUUUGAAUACUGUAAAACUGUGACAAACUUUAUAUUGAAACUGUAUUUUAAUAUUACUGCUUUGAAUCUUUAAACAAAAUUAUUUGGGCUUGUUGUAAACAUGACCCCAAAAAGCAAUAUUUAAUAAACUAGAUAAAAAACCUUAAA